Quercus lobata is the source of this 7740-nucleotide messenger RNA. Its product is annotated as putative disease resistance protein RGA4. Gene Ontology annotation, molecular function: protein binding; ADP binding. NCBI's taxonomy places the organism in Eukaryota, Viridiplantae, Streptophyta, Magnoliopsida, Fagales, Fagaceae. Bases 116 to 4489 code for a protein of 1457 amino acids. The record is from RefSeq and is a predicted model, not a curated record. The transcript is spliced from 15 exons.
UCAAACCUUUUAUUCCUUCUCACACGUUUGGCAUUUCAACUUCAACCAUUACUGCUUUCUGCUCUCUUGUGAUCUAAUCUAUCUUUCACUGUUUUCUUUCGCUUACCAAGAAGAAAUGGCCGAAGCAAUCCUGUAUGGCGUUGCGCAGACGAUCAUUGAAAAUUUGGGCUCUAUGGUUUUCGCAGAGAUUGGAUCCAUGUGGGGUGUCAAAGAUGAGUUCGAAAAAUUGAAGGUUACUGUUUCCGCUGUUCAAGCUGUACUUCUGGAUGCUGAGGAGCAGCAGGUCAAGAACCAACAAGUCAAGCACUGGCUCGUGAGGCUCAGAGAUGCAGUCUAUGAUGCGGAUGACUUGCUGACCGAAUUCUACACUGAAGAUAUGCGUCAAAGGGUGAUGGGUGGUGAUGAAACGGCGAAGAGUGUAAGUACUUCUUUAACUACUUACAUUAAACCAACUUUCAUUAUCAGUUCAUUAAAACAACUUGCUUCUCGUCGUGAUAUGGCUAAAAAAAUAACAUCGAUGAGGGAGAGAUUUGAUGCAAUAGCAAUUGAUAUGAAUAAGUUUCAGUUUGUAGUACAUCCAUCAGAAACAAGGGUUGUGACUAGGGUGAGGGAUCAAACUUACUCAUUUGUAUGUGAAGAAGACGUUAUUGGGAGAGAAGAGGAUAAGAAAGCCAUUAUAGAUCUAUUAUUGGACUAUGAUGUGCAAGAGAAUGUUUCGUUUAUAUCCAUAGUGGGGAUUGGGGGGCUGGGGAAGACCACACUUGCUCAAUAUGUAUACAACGAUGAGGAAGUGAAGAAUUAUUUUGAGUUGCGCAUGUGGGUGUGUGUCUCUGAUGUCUUUGAUGUAAAAACAAUUGCUGAAAAGAUAAUUAGAUGUGCAGAUGUUUCGAAACAUGAAAACCUUGACAUGGAGCAAGUACAAAAUAAACUUCGCGAAACACUCAACCAAAAGAAGUAUUUACUUGUGUUGGAUGAUGUGUGGAAUGAGGAUGAGGAAAGGUGGUAUAACUUGAAAAGACUUUUGAUAGGUGGCUCAAAGGGAAGUAAGGUAGUGAUAACAACACGGACUAAAUUGGUUGCAGAGAUUACUAGCACAAUCUCACCGUAUCAUCUAAAAGGCCUCUUGGAAAACCAAUCUUGGUCUCUAUUUAAGCAAAUGGCAUUUAGAAAAGUGCAAGAGAUGAUUAAUCCUAAUCUUGAAGCAAUUGGAAGGGAUAUUGUACAAAAAUGUUGUGGAGUGCCUCUUGCUAUUAAGGCAAUAGGCAGAAUAUUAUUCUUCAAAAAGACAGAGGAUGAAUGGUUAUAUAUCAAGAAUAAAGAACUUACAAAUGUAACUCAAGAAGAAAAUAAUAGUGGUAUUUUACCGAUUCUAAAAUUGAGUUAUGAUCAUCUCCCAUCACAUUUAAAGUGUUGUUUCGCUUAUUGUUCAUUAUUUCCUAAAGAUCAUGAGAUUUCAAAGUUGUCAUUGAUAAAUCUAUGGAUAGCACAAGGAUUUAUCCAAUCAUCAAACGAAAAGCUACAUAUGGAGGAUGUUGCUAAUGAUUACUGUAUGGAUCUACUUUGGAGGUCCUUCUUCCAAGAAGCUACAGAAGAUGGUUUGGGGAAUGUAAUUAGUUUUAAAAUGCAUGAUUUAAUCCAUGAUCUUGCACAAUCAAUCUCAAGAGUUGAGUGCACAUACAUUGAUUCAAAUAUAGAAAAUGUCAAAGAAAAUGUUCGUCAUCUAUCAAUUGCAUCUCACAACGUGCUUAAGAAGGAUUUAAGCUCGUUAUUGAAAGCAAAGAAGAUACGCACGCUCAUGUUUCUAGGUGAGGAAAGGUCAAGUUGUCAAGAAUCAACUCUUGAAACACUUUUUUCUAGUUUAAGAUGCUUGCGUACAUUAGACCUGCAUGACUCAAAUAUUAAGACAGUGCCAGAUUCUAUAGAAAUGUUGACAUAUUUAAAGUACCUUGAUCUUUCUAAGAAUAACAUUGAAGUUCUCCCUAGUUCUAUUACUAGAUUGUUGAAUCUACAAACAUUAAAUCUCAGUUAUUGUUAUAAGCUUAAAGAACUUCCUGGAAACAUUCAAAAUUUGUUCAACCUCCGGAAUCUUGAGUUAAAAGGUUGUAACAAUUUGACCCACAUGCCACCUGGAUUAGGGCAGUUGACUUCUCUUCAAGUAUUACCGUUGUUUAUUGUAAACAAGGAACUUACUUGCACUGGUCUUCCACUAUUGGACAAGCUAAAUAACUUGAGAGGAGAACUAAGAAUAGAAAUUAAGGUACGGGUGGAAGAUGCCACCUCUAAAGCCAAGGCUGCGAAUUUGAAGGACAAGCAGCAUCUUAGAAUAUUGGAAUUAAUAUGGUGGGAUAAGCUGGGUAACGAUGUCGCAGGUGUUUGUGAAGAUGAAAAUUUAAUGGAAGGCCUCCAGCCACACCGGAAUUUAAAAAAGUUGAAGGUGGAAGGGUACCAGGGUGUGAGAUUUCCGAGUUGGCUUCCUUCUCUGACUGGUCUUGUGAUAUUAGAAAUAUCAAAAUCGAUGUGCCAACAUCUAUCGCCAAUGUAUCAACUCCCAAAUCUCCGAAAUCUGUCUCUAGUAUCUAUGCAUGGUCUGGAAUACAUAUCAGACCGGGAAAUCACUGAAGAGAUCUCUGCUUCAUCAACAUUUUUCCCAUCCCUAGAGUCACUCAAAUUGUGGAGCUGCCCUAAUCUAAAGGGAUGGUGGAGGAGGGCUACAGUGGGUGUGGCAACAUCAAGUCAACAAUACCAGCCGCAUGUAUCUUUUCCUCGUCUUUUACAGUUGGAAAUUGAAUUUUGCGAAAACCUGACUUGCAUGCCGUUGUUUCCAAAUCUUGAAAAACCGCUACGACUGAAAAAAUGCAGUUGCAAUCCAUUGCAACAAACAAUGAAUAUGAAAGCAAUCUCUUCGGUUCCCUCUGCUUCAAACUCCUCCCCUCCUCUCUCCAAAUUAAAGUUUCUAUCUUUGACUUUUAUUGAGGACAUAGAGUUUCUGCCAGAGCAGUGGUUGCAAAACCUGGCUUCUCUCGAGUAUCUAGAGAUAUAUGGAUGCAGUAGACUAAAAUCUCUAUCUCUGUCUCUAUUUAUGCAACAUCUCACCUCCCGCAAGACGCUGUUUAUUAGCGAGUGCGAGGAGGUUGAUCUAUUCUGUGAUGAAGACACACACUCUGUUGGUGUCAGUCCUCAAAUUACGGUACUUGAAAACCUUCAAAUUUCUGAUUGCCCCAAUCUCAUAUCACUUCCCGAAGGGAUUGGCAACCUUACUGCACUUCAGAAUCUUAAAAUUUUCUAUUUGCCCCGUCUGGUAUCACUCUCCGAAGGGAUUGGCAACCUUACUGCACUUCAGAAUCUUGAUAUUUCCUAUUUGCCCUGUCUGGUAUCACUCCCCGAAGGGAUUGGCAACCUUACUGCACUUCAGAAUCUUGAUAUUUCCAGUUUGCCCUGUCUGAUAUCACUCCCCGAAGGGAUUGGCAACCUUACUGCACUUCAGAAUCUUAAAAUUUACAGUUUGCCCUGUCUGGUAUCACUCCCCGAAGGGAUUGGCAACCUUACUGCACUUCAGAAUCUUAAAAUUUUCGAUUUGCCCCGUCUGGUAUCACUCCCCGAAGGGAUUGGCAACCUUACUGCACUUCAGAAACUUAGAAUUUUCCAUUUGCCCCGUCUGGUAUCACUCCCCGAAGGGAUUGGCAACCUUACUGCACUUCAGAAUCUUGAUAUUUUCAGUUUGCCCCGUCUGGUAUCACUCCCCGAAGGGAUUGGCAACCUUACUGCACUUCAGAAUCUUGAUAUGUCCAAUUUGCCCUGUCUGGUAUCACUCCCCGAAGGGAUUGGCAACCUUACUGCACUUCAGAAACUUAGAAUUUUCAAAUUGCCCUGUCUGGUAUCACUCCCCGAAGGGAUUGGCAACCUUACUGCACUUCAGAAUCUUGAAAUUUACAGUUUGCCCCGUCUGGUAUCACUUCCCGAAGGGAUUGGCAACCUUACUGCACUUCAGAAACUUGAAAUUUCCAGUUUGCCCUGUCUGGUAUCACUCCCCGAAGGGAUUGGCAACCUUACUGCACUUCAGAAUCUUGAUAUUUCCAGUUUGCCCUGUCUGAUAUCACUCCCCGAAGGGAUUGGCAACCUUACUGCACUUCAGAAACUUCAAAUUUACAAUUUGCCCUGUCUGAUAUCACUCCCCGAAGGGAUUGGCAACCUUACUGCACUUCAGAAACUUCAAAUUUCCAAUUUGCCCUGUCUGAUAUCACUCCCCGAAGGGAUUGGCAACCUUACUGCACUUCAGAAACUUGGAAUUUACAGUUUGCCCCGUCUGGUAUCACUCCCCGAAGGGAUUGGCAACCUUACUGCACUUCAGAAACUUAGAAUUUACAGUUUGCCCUGUCUGGUAUCACUCCCCGAAGGGAUUAGAAGUCUCACAUCACUCAAAAGAUUUGACGUCCGUUCAUGCGCCAAUCUGACAUCACUUCCAUCAGGAAUGCAUCGGCUCUCCUCUUGACAAACCCUGACAAUCAUUAAGUGUCCCCACUUGAAAGAAAGAUACCAGAAGGGAAUUGGCGAGAUUGCUCAUGUCCCAUAUUUUCAAUAUCUUGAUUAAAUUCUUGUUCGGCAACCAAUAUCCUUCGGCUUCUGCGGAUUUAUUCAAAGCACUGUACAAACAACUGAAAGGAUGCCAAGGAAACAUGGGACGAUAGCCUAAAAUUGCUCACUGAUGAACCCAAUUCUUGCUUCAUGCCAGGUAGAAAUAGGUGUGGACUACUCCAAUACUGCUCAAUUAUCCAUGAGAUUUGAAUUGAUUUUUGAAGGAUCAUACACUCCACUAUUUCUAAAGAUAUGAGACAAGGUCAGAAUUCUAAAUCAGCUAGGGUUGGUGUUUCUUCGAAAAAGGCUGAUUUAGUUAAUGAAAAUACAAAUCCUCAAUUUGCACGCAAAAUGCUACGGAUAUUAGUUUCAUCUGAUUCAGUUUUAGGCAAUUGCUAGUUGCUAUUUGGGAUGUUCUACGCCUACCCUAUGGAGCCUCAGUUUUUUUGUUCAUAUCAGAAUAUUACAAGGGGAAUUUGGAGUGCCCUAGAAGAAAAUAUUGAAAUUCAUGAAUGCCCCAAUCUGAUAUCACUUACUGAAGAAAUGAGUCGCCUCUCCUAUUUACAUACCUGACAAUCAUUGACUGUCCCCACUUGAAAGAAAGAUACCAGGAGAGAAUGGCAAGGAUUGGAUUGCUCAUGUCCCGCAUUUUCACAUAUUUUUGAAUUAAGGACUAAAUUCUUGUUCAGCAACCAAUAUGCUUCUGCUUCUUUGGAUAUUUUCAAAGCACUAUACGAACAACUGAAAGGGUGCAAAGGAAUCAUGGGAGUAUUGCCUAAAAUUGCUCACAUGGAUGAACCCAAUUCUUCAAAUUUUCUGAUAUGAGUAAUCCCAAUUCUUUCUUUUCUUUGGGUCUUUCUACUGAAAGACAUUUGCAUUUAUAUAUAAGGAAUUAAACCCAAUAGGAAAGGGGGCAUGCCACUGGUACCAUUACUCUCAUACGCAAAAGCAAUUGAAUCAUAGAAAAAUCUCAUUGUUGUACUUUUUCUUGUUUAAAAUCUUUUGGGCUCUGCAAUUGUGCGAAUAGUCAACAACUAGGUGGGUUGGUACCUUCUAUUUCCUUUAUUUUCUUCUCUCAUAAAAUUUGUCCUGAAAGUGUUGUACAUAAACCUAUUUUUUGCUUCUUCAUCGAAAUAAUUUCUAUUGUAUCUCAUAAAUAAGUUGUUAAGGUGAUAUACUUGGCUUAUUGAUUUAGGUGCAUAAACAGAUUGAAAAGUGCUGAUAUUGGAGUGAUAUUGUUGUCAAAGAUCAACUUAGAUAACUGAUCCAGUACCAGUAUUUAGUUGCUGAAAUUUAUUUUUAUGUAUCAACUUGUACCAUGCCAUGUUUUGCUCAAAUUUUAAGAUAUUUUGACACAUAGAUCACUAUACUUUCUUGAAUUAUUGUUGUGUUAUUUGUGUAGUGUGAUUGGAUUAAACGCAUAGCUUGAAACUUAGAGCGUAGAAAUGCACUAGAUUUCAGAUAGAUUCCAAAUUAUGCGUUUAAUUACCACCAAAACAAAAAAACAAAAAACAAAAAACAAAAACCAAAAAAAAAACAAAAAAACAAAACAAAACCAAAGGAUGACAUGAAAUACUAAAUUUUGAAUGAUUUAUUCUUUGAAAUUGGAGAGGCCAAAACCCAAGUGAUUUAAACAAAUAAUUAGGAGUGUUUUUCUGUAAACCGACAUAAAACAUAGUGUUAAAAACUUUCUAGUAUUUUCUUCUCCUCAUCAGCUUUAUGCUAGGUGGAAAAGGUGGAACUGCUCCUACAAUGCUCAAUUAUCCUUGAGAUUGGAAUUGAUUUUUGAAGGACCAUACACUCCACUAUUUCUAAAGAUGUGAGACAAGGUUGGAAUUCUGAACCAGCUAGAGUUGGUUUUUCUUUGAAAAAGGCUGGUAUUACUUAUGCAUCUUCAAGCUAAACUUGAGCCUUAAUUAUCUCAAUCCUUAUCUUGUAAUAGCUUUCAUAAAAGCCAGGAUUAAGAAUCCUUAUCUUGUUUUCUUUCCAUUGGUUGAUUUAGUUAAUCAAAAUACAAAUCUUUUGAGGAUAGCUUCAGUUUUAGGCAACUGCUACUUGGGAUGUUCUACCACUACCUAAUGGAGCAUCAGGUUUUUUAUAAAUCAGAAUAUUACAAAGGGUGUGAUAAGGAAUUCCCCUUAUUUGAUGAAGGAUUCACAGGCCCUAGAUUAUGCAAACCAUGUUCUAUUCAAUACGGAAAACUGGAUUUUGAAGAAUUUUGUGCAGCUGCCAUAAGUUUGCUUCAGCUGGAAGAAAUGGAGAGCUGGGAACAACAUGCAAGGCAUGCCUAUGAGCUGUUUGAGAUGGAUGUCAACAAGCCAAUUAUGUUUAAAGGAACUUGCCUUUGUAUUCUCGUCAGUUUCAAAAGGCAAAUUUUGAUUCAAUUUUUUAGGUACUUAAACAGAUUGGAAUGUCUCACUUGCUGAUAUUGGAGUAACACUGUGUUGUGAGAUCAUUUAAAAAGUAAUCAGGUGGAAAUAGGUUGGGAUUGCUCUAAUCCUUGAUAUUUGAAUUGAUUUUUGAAGGAUCAUACAGUCCAGGGUUUUGAAAGAAAUGAGACAAGGUCAGAAUUCUAAAUCAGACAAAAGCGGUGUUUCUUUGGGAAAAAAAAUCUGAUUUUGUUUAGUACAAGAAAUAUUCAAUUUGCAUGCAAGAUGCUACAAAUGUAACAAGAGUCAUCAUCUACCAGUACCUUUUUGAGGAUAUCUUCAGCUUUAGGGCAACUGGACAUGCAUCAAUAUUUCGUUCAUGUCAGAAUAUCGAAAGGAUCAAGUGCCCCUAGUAGAAAAAUAUUGUUACAUUGAGGAAAUAAUUUGGCAAGGAAGAACUGCACACCAAAGCUUUCUCAUAACAAUAUUCUGUAGAAGUCAUUCAGAACUCAGCAAAAGAUGCGUUUUUGGCAUUUCCAUAUUGCUCUCAGAAUUUGAAAUCAGUCUCCAUUGAUUAACUAGAGCAUCGGAGAAAAGCUUCAAUAACUUCGUAUAAUUAAAAUCUUAGCAAUUCAGUUUUUGUACUCACUACUCACUGGGUCUGAAAAUCAAAGUUCAUAUGGAUGUUUGAGACCAUUUAUAUUCACCUAUCCAAAUUUUGAAAUUUAUCUUUUAAGUAAAUUAUGGUGAACAUUAAAAUGUUAAAGUUGUAUUUUGAUGUGGUUUUAAUGUUGCUUCA